AGCAACGUGCACCAAGAAACUAGUCAUUAGUGCAGUGGGCAACCUAGUCACGAGUACAACAUGGAGCGGACACCGUCCAGUGCGUCGGAAGGGUCCUUCUGGACGACCAUAGAGCUGCUUGCGGACCGCGGCCGGCGCCGACACUCCGCCGCCGACGCCGAUGACUUCAUCGGCAUCGACCUUCCCAUCAGGAGAGCGUCAACGCUCAGCUUCGCGCAUCCCCAUGUGCGGGCGCGGCUGGAGAAGCACAUGGGCACGAACCUGGUGCGGCUGACGGACAAGAGCUACAUGAGCGACCUCGAGGACCGCAUCCGGGAGGUCAACGAGGAGCACCUCAACAAGAGGAUCACCACUAGAGUGAUGGACGAGAUGGAGCGUCUAAAGCGGCUGAUCCUCGUGGGCAAGACGCCACUGAAGGAGUGUCCCCCGGAACUGUACCACCACCCGGUCUUCGUCUUCUGGAGGAUGGUCAACAAGGAAGUUGCGAGAGCGUCUAAAAAGCGAGCAGACGCUUAUUACAGGAAACUCAAGGCCUCACAGAAGAUUGACCAGUUUAUGGAGGAAGACGUGGAAGAGGAGCCGGAGGAGGACGCCGGGGAGAAGCUGACGUCCGAACAGCAGCUCGCGAGGUGUAGGGCAGAGAUCGAGGAGCAGAAGCUAAUGGACAUCGAGCGCGGAGUGCGCUUCACUGAUGAGCAGUACGCGCAACUCAAAUACGAGACCGCCGAUAUCAAGCAGCUCAAGAAUCUUACUACAGUGGAGGAACUGUACGCGAUGGCCGACAAGAUCAUCGGGACGAAACGUCUCUAACCGUUUAUUUCCUUUAGUUACUAAGUUUUACAUAAUUAUCGUUCCAACUAAUUUGUCCAGUAAGUUGAAAGUUUUUGGUUGCCGUCCAGUGACAGGUCCGUUUUCGUUUAAAAACGUAGCAUUAUUAAACUUGUAACAUAAUUGUAAAGUUGAUAACUGUAAAUGUAGGUAAGCAACAUGUUUUUGUA
This is a messenger RNA of Pectinophora gossypiella (pink bollworm), 998 nucleotides long. RefSeq lists its product as uncharacterized. The record is from RefSeq and is a predicted model, not a curated record. NCBI's taxonomy places the organism in Eukaryota, Metazoa, Arthropoda, Insecta, Lepidoptera, Gelechiidae. The coding region runs from base 61 to 810 and encodes 249 amino acids. The transcript has 5 exons.